Cryptomeria japonica (Japanese cedar) is the source of this 1529-nucleotide messenger RNA. Its product is annotated as F-box/kelch-repeat protein At1g15670. Bases 4 to 1116 code for a protein of 370 amino acids. The transcript has a single exon. NCBI's taxonomy places the organism in Eukaryota, Viridiplantae, Streptophyta, Pinopsida, Cupressales, Cupressaceae. Gene Ontology annotation, biological process: regulation of phenylpropanoid metabolic process; negative regulation of cytokinin-activated signaling pathway. Gene Ontology annotation, molecular function: protein binding. The record is from RefSeq and is a predicted model, not a curated record.
AGAAUGGACAGAACAUUGGAAAUUUCUGAUUCAAACCCUUCUUUGCAUCAAUUUUGUUGUAUUGCUGCAAUUGCAAUGGGAUCCCUGUUUCCCUGUCUUCCAGAUGAAAUUGGGUGGAAAUGCCUGCUGAACGUGGAGUUGAACUCUCAUCACAACCUCAGGUGUGUCUGCAAAAGCUGGAACGCCGCAUUGAAAAGCCCCCACUUUUAUCAAGACAGAAGAAGAUUAAAGAUUUCUGAGCAACGGAUUUGCAUGCUCCAGAAGAUAAACGGCAUUUGCAACGGAGUAGUGGUAUACGACCUGGUGAAGAACUCGUGCAAAAAUCUACCGCCCGUUCCCGCAGAAAUUAACGGUAUCUUUCAUUGCCAUUUCGUGAAACAAAAACUGGUUUUGAUUACGGAUUUGCUUCGCGACUCUACAAGCAGGUGUGUGUGGUUGUACGAUUUUGCUUGCUCGAAAUGGCGACAGGGUGCCAAAAUGCCAAGAUGGCUAAAUAAAUUUGCCUCCGCAGCGGAUGAGCACGGGGGACUGAUUUAUGUUGGAGGAGGGUAUAGCUUUUAUCCCAAUGAUGUAAAAUGGGAAAGGAAUGGUAGUAGCGCUUUAGUUUACAAUGUGGAGGAGGACAAGUGGGAUUUUCUUCCCGACAUGAAUACACACAUGGCGGAUUGUACAGGUGUUUUUGUUGACGGCAAGUUUUAUGUAGUGGAAAACCACUCUGGGAUCACUUUUGAAGUUUUUGAUUCGUAUACGAGAAGCUGGAAAUCUAUGGUGAAUCGCUGGAAACCUAUGGUGAAUGAAUACGGAAGGAUGUGUCUCCUAAGUGCAUUUGGGGGCUUGUUUUGCUUGUCUUGUAAGGGAUUGAUUGAAUAUGACUAUAGUCAAGAUAAGUUGCACCUUAGAGGGCCAGGGCCUAAAUUCAUGGAGUGGGGACCAAUUAAUUUCGCUACAGAGGUUGGCCAUAACAUCUUUGUGAGCAGCUUGGAUUUCAUUCAUUAUCAAACAUUUUGUAAGCUCGCACCUCCAAGUGAGACAGGAGGAGCAUUCAAGUGGAUUGGCAUUGAGAGACCAUCGGGCCUUCAGGGUACUGCUAUACGGGCUGCUGCCCUGGAUCUUUGACUGUUUUUGAGCUUGGAUUCAUAUUAACUGGUGCUUAGACGGGGCCAUUACCAGUAAGUUUUUUGGCAAACAGUGAACCCUGGUAAUCUCGUCAAAAGUCUUGUAGUCAGACUUUGAAUGUGCAAUGAACACCUCAACAGGCUGUGAUAAGCUAACUCAGUUAAAAAUCUAUAUAUGUUUUGAAGUUUAUCUCAUAUAUUAUUGAGGUUAUUUACUGGUUUGAUAAGUAGAAGUCUUGUAGUCAGACUUUGAAUGUGCAAUGGACACCUCAAUAGGCAGUCAUAAGCUAACUCAGUUAAAAAACUCUUAUAUCAUAUAUUAUUGAGAUUAUUUACUGGUUUGAUAAGUAGAAUUGUUACUCUUGGAAAUUUUUGAACAAUUAUUAUAAAAAAUUAUGUCGUUUUUGUUUUUUA